Brassica rapa (field mustard) is the source of this 8191-nucleotide messenger RNA. RefSeq names its product terpenoid synthase 25. Gene Ontology annotation, molecular function: terpene synthase activity; magnesium ion binding. Gene Ontology annotation, biological process: diterpenoid biosynthetic process. Lineage: Eukaryota; Viridiplantae; Streptophyta; Magnoliopsida; Brassicales; Brassicaceae. The record is from RefSeq and is a predicted model, not a curated record.
AUAUAUAUAUAUAUAUAUAUAUAUAUAUAUAUCAUUUGCAAGUGAUAACUAUUAAUGUUUUUGUUUCACACUUUUGCAAAUCAUAUUCAAGGAAUUAAAACAAAACACAUGUACGUAUUUCUUCUUAAUGUAAUACACUACUUUAACAUGUUAAAUGCAAAGAAACAAUCAAAUUAUGAAUUAGUAAGAAAGACAAUAAAAUGAUGACUCUAUUUAAUUUUAAUUCCAUAUAACAUGCUAUUCCUAUUCUUAGUAGUACCACUAUUUAUUUUGAUUACACUGUUUCCAUAUAUCAUAGUAUUUCUAUUUUUGAAUCAAUUGAUAUAUUUUGACCCAAGAAAAAAACCAAUGGAUAUAUUUGAAUAUAAUAUCUUUGAUUUCAGUUAGUCAAACAAAAACUUAAUUUUUAUUUAUUUUGUAAACUUACACGAAUAUUUUUUCUCUCUUUUAGAAAGUAGAACAUAUUUUUUUACUAUGAAUGUUUGAUUUUGUCUUUUGACUAACACAAUAUUAUGAAUAGUCUCUAAUUAGGUCGAUUUCUCUGCAUCAUAUUGUAUCACUACAUCUAGGAUCCUAAUUUGAUAUUUCGAAAUCUUGCAGUUCAAAUUUUUUAAAAACAUAUACACAUUCUGAAUAAGAGAUUAUAUGAAGGAAGAAAACAUAACUUUGAACCAAACUUUUGUUAAUAUAUGAUAAAUAAACCAAAGGGCUACAAUAACUGAGAAAACAGAAAAGAAAACUUAAACUUAAACCAGAGUUUUGUUAAUAAACUAAAAGGGACAACAACAUAAAAAUAGAGAACACAUUUUGAUUAUCUUUCAUCCAAAUCUAUUAAUCACCCAAAUUCCACCCUUUAUUCUAUGCUACUCGGCUGAAGUCACUAACCAAACAUAACGAACCUAGUUACUUGGUUAUAGAAACACAUAAUGAACCUUCUUGUGACCACCAAGUGCUUGACCGGAUCCAAACACUCUGCCACAUAUUUCACAUUUGUAAUGUCGAACCAUGGCUUGACCAUUCUUGUCACAAAUCUUCAACCGUUUGGUCCUGUGACUCGUUCGAUGACCACCUAAUGCCUGAUACGAAUGCAAAACUUUUCCACAUAUAUCACACGUAAAUUUUUUCUUACACUGAUUCUCCUUCUCAACUAAAUAUGUUUCAUCCUCGUCAUCCUCAUCUUCAUUCUCAUCGAUGUCUUCUGUUAAGACUCUCACAUUUGAAGCAACAUAUUUAUCUUUGUCUUCUCUGUCAUCAUCAUCAGAAUCUAUAUCGAUAGACUUUCGAGUAUAUUCUUCUUUUUCAUUUGGAGUUGCUAGCAAGCGGUCAAUAGCAUUCCAAUUCUGAGAAUUUUCUGGUCUCUGUCCCUUAGACAUGGCUACAAGACACAAAGCACAUUCUUCAACAGCUGUUAAAGAACUCGGACACUCAUCUACAUCCACGACGAACUUUCUCUUGCCUUUUAUUUGUUGUCCACCUUCUCCUCUCUUUAGAUCUGGUUCCGGACCAACUUCACUUGUGUGGACAGAUCUCAUCAAAACUGUUUCAUUAGGUCUGAUGUUUGCUGCAAGUUUGGUGAGUGUCUUCAAUGUUGGGACGGUCGAGCCAGUUGCUGAUUCUGCGUUUGAUGCCGAAAUUUUCCGAGUGUGGGACCUCAUGUGGCCUCCUAAAGCUCUCCCAUUUGGAAAUGAUUUCUUGCACACUUGACAGUUUCUUGUUUCAUUGAGAAGUGAAUACAUCAUGACGAUGGAAAGAAAGAAGGUAGAGAUUUUUAAUGUUUUUUUCUGGGAGAAGUGUUUGUUUGAAUAUGUUGUUUUGUAUCAUUUCGAGGUAUAUAUAGUUGCAGAGAUUGAGGAAUACGUAAGUACGUGUAGAGUUCUAUUCAAAAGGAGUUAUCCACUUACCAUAAAUGUUUAGUGACAUAUAUGCUCUAACAAUUAUUCAGCAAACUAAUUAUUAUUCCCUGUUUUUCUUAUAUAAUAGAAAUCACCUUCAAAUGUUUAGUGUUUUUAUUAUUUUGCAGCUUAAUACAAAAGUUAUGGCAUGCAAAUAAUUUUUAGUUUGACUGAUAAAUAGUUGACUAAUUAAUACACACGGUACGACGAAAAAGCCCUCAAGUAUAGAAAAUUCAUGCAGUAAAAAAAAAAAGUAUAGAAAAUUCAUGUCGGUCUCCCUAGUUAGCAAUAUUUGGGCUAGAAAACACCAAGCCCAUUUUGGACGAAGAUAUCGAAGCCCAUGUUAUCUACGAGAGGUCACUGUUUUAUAUUCGAGACUAUUUAAAAUUGAAAAAUUUACUCCUAGAGAGACUUUAUGAAUUUCCAAUUACACUUGGAGACACAUUGCACUUGCCACACACAUUUUGUGUAUCUAAAGACACUAACAUCCCUGAACUAGACUAAAUUUCAGUUUCUCACUCUUCUUCUCUCCUAACUCGUUACGCAAACUCUUCUUUUUUUUUCUCGAAAGAAUAACAAAUUCAUCCUCUUUCUUAACUCAAUUAUAUUUUCUCAAAUGUUCAAACCUAAUUCACAGAGUUCAAUAAAAAAAUCAAAAGAGGAUUGAUUGGUGUGAUGAUAAGACCAGAGCUUGUAAUGAAAUCGAUCAUGGACGGGAUCAGGAUUCGCCGUGGCUGAGCUCGGGAUCCGCCAUGGAUGAGCUCGGGAUCCACCGUGGAUGAGCUCGGGAUUCGCCGUGGCUGCAGAGCUCGGGAUCCGCCGUGGAUGAGCUCGGGAUCCACCGUGGAUGAGCUCGGGAUUCGCCGUGGCUGAGCUCGGGAUCCGCCGUGAUGAGCUCGGGAUUCGCCAUGGCUGAGCUCGGGAUCCGCCGUGGAUGAGCUCGGGGUCCGCCGUGGCUGAGCUCGGGAUCCGCCGUGGCUGAACUCGGGAUCCGCCGUGGAUGAGCUCGGGAUCCGCCGUGGCUGAGCUCAGGGUAGCUGCUGUAGAGUAUCAGAGAGUGGAAAAGCUCGAGAUUCAGCGACCGUUUCACCGCCUCGAUAACCCGUAAAACUCACCGGACAUUUCAAAUCCACUGUGAGAUAACCUCUUUCCAGAUUUCGCUGGAACUAGUUAACUAGAUCUGAGCGUCGGUGAGAGGUUCUUUGAUCCGUUCGAGGAAACAUGGCAAGGAUGAGAAGUUUUAUAGGUUUGAUUAACAAAAUACAGAGAGCCUUUGGAAAGCUCUCCCAACCGUAGAUGUCCUUGGUGGCCAGGUUUGAUCUCUUUCCGUAAACAAAUAUACAGAUUUUGAGCUUUUGUUGUUCUGAUGAGGAGAAUGUGUAACGUAUGUAAUUUGUAUAUAAAGAUUGGAUUUUGAUGUUCUUAUGGAUGGUUUCUACCUUUCUGUUUCCAGAAUCAUUGAGUUAUUGUAAUGGUUUUAUCAUUGUAACUUCUUCGUAAGGGCUUUGAUCUCUAAAUACUUUGCUUAUGUUAUAACCAGAGUCUCUUUUGGUUUGUGUUUACAUUUAUAGCUUCAGUUAUUUCCAACGGAACGUGCUCCACCAUCACCCGUUACAUGGACAAAUGGAUGGACUCUCACCAACGAGUGGGUACAUGGCCUUAUGUCCUCUUUUGAAUAGUCUUCAUGGAACCUCCCUCCUUCUCAGUUCCCUUCAGUGAUGCCUGUCAACGUCUUCGACUCCCUCAUCCUCACUGCUUCCAAAAUCCUCCACCAAGAACGCAUUAUUGUCCAUGUUGAUGAUCUGGACUCUGAUUCAAAAGUUGUUGUGGUUGGUGACAUUCAUGGUCUCGAGUUCUGAAGCAUGGAGGGUCUUGAGUUCUAGGAAGACCUUUGUACUUUGCUGCUCUUUCACCUGGUAAUCAUCUUAGAUUAUGGAUAUUGUAUUAAUUGCAUCUUUUUCUGUCAUGUUUGACUUCUUUUCACAGUUUUUUUAAAUCUUGGUUUAUGAGUGUGGAAUCUACUUGCCUACUAGAAUUGGUAAUGAGUAUGCAUUGACAAUCCACAUUUGUUCAUAGAGUUGGUAAUAUUGUUCCCAAGAUCCUGUCCACAAAAAGAGCAUCCACAAAAAAAGCAUAUUCAUCUCAAGUCUCAAACCUUCCAUAAACCAUUUUCUAGGCAGUUGCAAUCCAGUUCGGGUUACUCUUUUUGCUUUUAUGUGAAGUAACAAUGAUGUUGUGUUCUUUGUCUUAAGAUAGAUUCAAAGUGUUGGGGUUUCUCAUGGUUUCAGGAGGGUAACACUGCCGUGGCUAAUGGGACUUAAAAGAAGCUGUAAAUCCAUCAAGAGAAACCGUAAGUUACCAAGAGCUCAUUCAUAUAUAAUCGUUGGACAUGUUUGAAUUUAAGCUUUGUUUUUCUUGUUGGACAUGUUUGAAGUUAUUAACCUUUUGGUCUGUUUAACUUUGUUUUUCAUCACCCACCUUUUGUUUUUCUCAAUGGACAUGUACGUGGCUGUUUUUGGUUUGAACUUAUUAACUUGUUCAUCUUUGAGAUUUGGACACAUUAGUAUCUAUAUCCAUAGCCUUUUAAUGUCACAAUUUUUUUUUAUCUAAGUUGUUUAGUGUUAGUGACUCUGUCCACCACAUCAAGUUUGGAUUCUCUAUCCACAAAUUUAAAAGAUCUCUUUUUUUAUCUAUGGUCGUCCACAUCCACAACAUAACCAAAAUAUUUGAUCAAAAAAUAAAAUAACAAUUUCAAACUAUUCCAAAAAAGUGUUAAAAAAAGACUAUUUCAAAACAAAAACAAAAAGUUCACGUGCUAUCGAAACCGUAAGCCAACUUCUCUUUCAUUUCAAUAAGGGCAUAACUGUCCACAUUUUCUUUGAGCCCACCACAAAGUGCCUUGCAAGUAGAAAGUGUCUUUAUAUGCAAUAGAAACUCAAAAUGUGUCCCAUAUGGUAAUCAAUUCGACUGAACUCGUAAGCUUUUAAUGAAUGAAAAAGAAAAAUGCCUCGUUGGAGGAAAAAAAAAGUUAAACAGACAAUCAAAACAUAGAACAGAGUACCAGUGGCAGUGUUUAAUGUAUAGGCUCUCGUCACUUGUGUUAUACUACUACUUCUACAUUUGGAAAAGAUGAACAUGAUCAUUUAUGGUGUGGUCUCGAUGUAUCGAAUUCAAGUUGUAUUAUAGUAAUUUUAUAUUGUGGUUUCAGUCAGUGUCAAUAUGAUAAUAUUAGAAGAGUUGACCUAAGGUUAUAUUAAUGGUUGAUGUAUAAUAAACGCACGAUAAAAUUUCCCAUUUAAUGUUCAUCUGCUAUUUUCCCAGAUCUAAUUGAAAAGAAACCCUUGUAACGUUUGAGAAAUUUCGAUAAUAGUAAUUUAACUACUCUUUGGUGGUGUAGCGUGUAGAAAGACUUACCAUGCAAGUUAAGGGAGUAGAGUGAAUUCUUGCACUUUUAGUUAAAUUUUGUAAUCAUGUUUGGAUGGUUAUUGUAGAAGCAGGCAUAAUUCUUUCAUAGAUUUUGAAGAUUAAUUUGGAUCCUGGCACAAAAUCCCCCGUCAUAUGAAAUUAUUGUAUUCUUUCGGUAAAUGUUACAGCCACUUAACACAAUAAUACCUUAGGCAUCUUUCAGGUCUAAUCAUUUCAUAAAAAGCAUGGACAAUUCUGAAUCUCUGAUAUCUAACAGGGAACAAGGACAUGUUGGAAUAUAGAUUUUUUGUCUAAAGCAAGCUGCUUGACAAAAAUGUUAACAAAGACUAUCUGACAUUUGUAAUUUUAAAAAUACACAGAAAGUAUAAAUACUCUCUUUGGAUGGUACAGAUCUUGCCAGAGUCAAAAGUGUAUAUGUUGUCUACCCAAAACUGGAAAAGAAAACAAUACACACUUAUGACAAUUAUAAUCGUAUUCGUUUUAUACACUUUUUUAAUUCUUUGCUUAAUUUUUAUUUUCCAAAUUAAGUAACUUCUUUUUUCAGGGUAUGUAUAAGAAAAUAGUUCCUCCAAAUAUAUAGAUCAUGAUGUGUCUAACAACAUUUUUAUAAAUAUAAAAUUUAGAAUUAAUUUUCUUGAAUCUCAUUCUAUUUUCUAUUUAUAGUGAAAUAAAAUUAUUCAUAGAGUAAUGCAUUUAUCUUUUACACAAUACUUCAUUUUUAACUUGAAAAUGAAAUAAGAUUUAGAGUAAAAUUUAAUUUCAUUAUAAAAGAAAAGGAGAGAUUUAUAAACUUCCACUAGACGUAAGUAGUUUAGUUUAGUUUCACUGUUAAAAUAUUGUCUAGGCUGUCUAGUCUCCACUAGAUCUUGUAUCUAUUUAAAGCAAGCUGAAGAUGUGAGAGCAAAGUGAACCAUCCAAUCCAUCAUCAAAACAUAAAGCAGAGUAGAAACUCUCUCGUGUCUAUCUUUUUUAUUGACAGCGUUUAAAAAUGCAAACUUCAAGUAUGUCGAUGAGUUUUGGUCCUAAAAUUAUCCCUCGCACUCACAAAGUCACUCUCUAUCACAAGACCAAGCUUUCUCUUUUACCUCGCCCUUUGCUUCAAAACCAAACUCUUCCUCGAAAACCCACAAAACAAGAUUCGUUCUAUGUAAUGGCUACUAGUAACGAUCUUGAGAAUACUCGUCCCUUGGCUCAGUUUACCCCCACUUUCUUAGGAGAUCACCACUUCUCUGUUCCUGUCAAUGAUUCUGAAAUCGAUGAAAUUGAGCAUGAGAUUGAAUCAGUUAUGAAGCCGUGUGUGAGAGAUAUGCUCAUGUCUUUUCACACCUGUACCAAGGAUAAGAUUCGUCUCAUUCACUUGCUUAUCAGUCUAGCGAUUUCCCAUUAUUUCGAAAAUGAAAUUGAAGAGAUUCUAAACAAGACUUUUGGGGAGCUGGAGAUAUUAACCGACAAUGAAGAUGAUCUUGAAACAAUCUCUAUUAUGUUUGAGGUUUUCAGAUUGUAUGGACACAAAAUGCCUUGUGUUGUGUUUGAAAGAUUCAAAGGGGAACAUGAUGGAAAGUUCAAGGAAAGUGUAGUUGGAGAUGUUAGAGGGAUGUUGCAGUUGUACCAAGCAUCAUAUCUCAAAACAAAAGAUGAGGAUAUAAUGGAGGAAGCACGGAGUUUCACUAGGACUCACUUAGCAGUGACUACUACUCAUCCACAUCUCUCAAAGCUCAUAGAACAUGUAUUAUACAUACCUAGAUAUCGUUGCAUAGAGAUAGCAGUUGCAAGAGAAUACAUCUCUUUUUACAAAGAAGAAGAAUAUCACGAUGAGAAGCUGCUCAAGUUUGCGAAACUCAACUUCAGCUAUUGCCAGCUGCAUUACAUCAAAGAGCUCAAAGCUCUCACUAAAUGGUGGAAAGAGAUAGAUCUUGCAUCCAAGCUGCCGUAUACCUUCCGGGAUAGAAUUGCGGAGUACGGUUUGGGCAUGGUGGGUAUAUAUUUAGAGCCACGAUAUUCCCUAGCGAGGGUUAUAUGCACUAAAAUUUCCAUGAUCAUGACGGUUGUUGAUGACACAUAUGAUGCAUAUGGUACUCUUCCUGAAGUCACAAGUUUCACUGAUGCUUUGCAAAGGUGGGAUAUUGGAGCCAUUGAAGAUCUACCAAGCUAUAUGCAAAUCAUCUUCCGAAAUUUGUGGGAAAUUAUUCAAGAUAUUGAACGAGAAAUGAGUUCGCUAGGAAGACAUGGCGGUGUACAACCAACUAUUAAUGAGAUAAAGAGCUUGAUGAAGGAAGGGUACAUAAAGAUAGCAAAAUGGGCACGAACAGGUCAUGUACCAAGCUUUGAGGAGUACAUGGAGGUUGGGGUCGUCACAGCCGCAAUGGAUGACAUGACACUCUACAUCUUUCUAGGUAUGGAAGACUGUGAUGAGAAAAUAAUGUACGAGUGGGUCGCAUCCAAACCCAAAUUCAUCCAUGCUUUUAAUGUUGUGCUUCGUCUGACGAACGACAUAGCCACUUUCGAGGAAGAGCUGAAGAGAGGGGAAGUGGCAAAUGGAGUCAACUGUUACAUGAAACAACAUAGUGUUACUCAAGAAGAAGCGGUUACAGAAUUAAAGAAGAUGAUAAAGGAUCACCACGAGAUAAUGAUGGAAGAGUUCUUUAAAGCUUCAUCCACUGUACCACGCCAAAUCCUUGUGCGGGUCUUCAAUCUUGCACGUGUGAUCUAUUUGUUCUACAAGGAGGGUGAUGGAUUUGGUCAUCCAGGUGAAAAUCUCAAAGACCAGUUCACAUCUUUGUUUACAUAAAAUUCGCUUACAGAUACAUACGUGAUUUGAUUCUCAUGAAUCUCUUGUAUUAUGAUUAUCUCUAUCAUGUGUGUUAGUUUUGAGC